AUGGCGGAGACGACGUCGUUCAUGACAAACAAAUACUGGGUAUUGAGGCACGGCAGGAGCAUUCCAAACGAGAAGGGCCUCAUUGUUUCCUCCUUGGAAAAUGGUACCCGCCCAGAAUAUCAAUUGGCGCCACAUGGUGUUCAUGAGGCACAAUUAGCUGCAGAUUUGUUCAAAAAGUUACUCGAGGAAAGUUGCACACCACUUGCAAAUGUCCGCAUUUGUUACUCUCCGUUUUCGCGAACAACUCAGACUGCUCGAAUUGUUGCAUCUGUCUUGGACAUUCAAUUAGAGGGUCCUCAAUGUAAGGUGAUGGAAACUCUCCGUGAACGCUUCUUUGGUCCUUCAUUUGAGCUUGGGUCUCGUGAUGAAUACAAUGAUAUAUAUGGCACACUUGAUGAGAAAGAUCCUCUGAUGAGGCCAGAAGGCGGAGAAAGUGUUGAUGAUGUUGCAUCUAGACUUGCAGAGGCUAUGGUAACUAUGGAGUCUCUAUUUCAAGGGUGCACGAUCUUAGUAGUUUGUCAUGGUGAUCCCCUACAAAUCUUGCAAGCUAUACUGAAUGCUACUAAACUAAACACCGAAUCCAGUUAUGACGGCUUGGCAUCAAGAAUUAAAAAUGUUAGAGCUCCUUCCAUCUUGUCACAGCACAGGAAAUUUAAUCUGCGAACUGGAGAGCUCCGGGCAGUUAUAUGA
Messenger RNA from Fragaria vesca subsp. vesca, 690 nucleotides. RefSeq lists its product as uncharacterized. Bases 1 to 690 code for a protein of 229 amino acids. NCBI's taxonomy places the organism in Eukaryota, Viridiplantae, Streptophyta, Magnoliopsida, Rosales, Rosaceae. The record is from RefSeq and is a predicted model, not a curated record. The transcript has 6 exons.